Molecule: messenger RNA, 578 nt
Organism: Daktulosphaira vitifoliae (grape phylloxera)
Lineage: Eukaryota; Metazoa; Arthropoda; Insecta; Hemiptera; Phylloxeridae
Product: dmX-like protein 2
Exons: 3
Coding region: 99-563 (154 amino acids)
Biological process (GO): vacuolar acidification
Cellular component (GO): RAVE complex
Molecular function (GO): protein binding
Source: RefSeq, a predicted model, not a curated record
AUAUUUAUGAUUUGUACAUACACCAUGCUGUAAAAAUGCAUUAACCUUAUGGUACAUUUAUAAAACUCAUGUUAUUUACUAAUUUUUUAUUUUAGGUUAUGAAACAUCGUAUUGAUAACAUACGAAGGAUAUGUCCUCACCCAUUACUACCAGUUUAUUUGACGGGCUCACAAGAUGGUUCAGUACACAUAUGGGAAUGGGGUCAUCCUCAAACUGUUGCUGAACCACGAGCUGCUGGUACUUUUGCUAAAGUCACUAGAGUACGAUUUUCUCAACAUGGCAAUAAAUUUGGUGUAGCAGAUGGUGAUGGAAAUCUAUCAUUAUUUAAUGUUGGUCUCACUUCUUCAAAUUAUCGACCUUUUUAUACAUUCCAAUGCCAUAGUAAAGUUACUAGCGAUUUUGUAUUCCUUGGCUCAUGUAGUUUAAUUGCUACUACGGGACAUUCCUCUGAAAAUAGAAAUGUUGCUUUAUGGGAUACAUUACUUCCACAUAAAAAAUCAUUAGUCACAGGUAUAUUUAUGCAUAUUUUCUUUAAAAAUUAUCAAGUAGUUUAUUGGAGGUAAAAUUUUAAGAACAAA